Messenger RNA from Yamadazyma jaroonii, 666 nucleotides. Lineage: Eukaryota; Fungi; Ascomycota; Pichiomycetes; Serinales; Debaryomycetaceae. The record is from the annotation of a GenBank genome assembly.
AUGAACUUGAUCAAAUUAUUAUCAGCUGUUUCCCUUUUUUCAGUCAUCAAGAGUGAAAUUAUCGAUGUUGGUGGAUUAAAGGUCGAUAUUGAUUACUCAAUUGAAGAAUUCGAAUCAUCAACUGGUGUUUUAGAAUUAUUCAACAGUGACACUAUCACCUUAGUCUACAAUGUGGAAAAUGACGCUGAUAGUGAACACCCAUUAAGUAUCAUCGGUGUUUCUGGUACUUUCAAUGACCCAGCUUCCAACGAUAUUGUUUCCAACAUCACCACUGGAUCUGUUGGUCCAAUCACCUUAGAAAACGGUCAAAGUCAACAAUUCAAACAAGCCAUUAACUUGAAUUUAGUUCCAAACAACUAUAUUUUGAAACCAAUUGUCUAUAUGGCCGUUGAUAACCAAAUUGUUCCAGUUACUGUUAAACCAUUAUUAGCCAAUGUUUCAGAUAUUCCAAUUUCCUUAUUCAACCCUCAAUUAUUAUUCUUAGAAUUAGUCUUGAUUGUUACCAUUGGGGUUGUUGGUUUAGUCUUAUAUGAUUUAUUCGGUAAAAACUACUUCAACAAUAUUGUUCCUAAGAAAACUGUUAAGAAAGAUUCAGUCCCAGUUGAAAGUAGUAAAGGUUACGAUUCAUCAUGGAUUCCAAAACACCACAUCAAAAAAACUACAUAG